Messenger RNA from Saimiri boliviensis boliviensis (Bolivian squirrel monkey), 5322 nucleotides. The record is from RefSeq and is a predicted model, not a curated record. NCBI's taxonomy places the organism in Eukaryota, Metazoa, Chordata, Mammalia, Primates, Cebidae.
AUGCUCAGGACCUCAGGGCUGGCCCUGCUGGCUCUGGUCAGUGCUGUGGGCCCCAGCCAGGCCAGCGGCUUCACAGAAAAAGGCCUGUCCCUGUUGGGCUACCAGCUGUGCAGCCACCGCGUGACCUACACUGAACAGAAGGUGGAGGCCGUGCAGACAUCCUACACAACCUAUGUGUCCUGUGGCGGCUGGAUCCCCUGGAGGCGGUGCCCCAAGACUGUUUACGGGACCCGGUACCUGGUGGUGGAGGUCCCCAAGUCCAGGAACGUGACUGACUGCUGCCAGGGCUAUGAGCAGCUCGGCCUCUACUGCGUCUUGCCCCUCAAUCGGUCCAGCGAGUUCACAUCAAGACCUGGGGUCUGCCCUGCAGAGGAACCUGAACCAUCCACCUCCUCCUGCAGCUUGGACACUGACUGUCCUGGACUUCAGAAGUGCUGCCCCUGGUCAGGGCGCUAUGGUUGCAUGGCCCCUGCACCCCAAGCUCCAGAGAGGCACCCCGUGGGCUCCUGGUACAACGUCACCAUGCUGGUGAAAAUGGACUUCAAGGAACUCCAGCAGGCGGACCCCAGGCUCCUGAACCACACGCGCCUCCUGCACUCCUUGGUCACCAGUGCCCUGCAACCACUGGCCUCCACUGUCCACCACCUGCACUCGGUCCCUGGGGAUGCCUCCACCACGGUGUCGCGGCUGCUGCUGGGCCUGCCUCGGCCAUUGCCCGUGGCUGACGUCUCCGGCCUGCUGGGCGACAUCGCAAAGCGUGUCUACGAAGUGAUCAGCGUCCAGGUGCAAGAUGUCAACGAGUGUUUCUAUGACGAGCUCAACACCUGUUCUGGAAGGGAACUGUGCACAAACCUGGAGGGCUCGUACCGGUGCGUCUGUCACCAGGAAGCUCCAGCCACGUCUCCCCGGAAGCUGAACCCCGAGUGUGAAGAUUGCCCUACACUCAGUGACUAUAUGAUCCUCAACGUCACCGGUGGCAGUUUUCAAGUAUCCUGGCGUCUGAAUUCUACGCAGAACCGCACUUUCUAUGUCCGGGUUUACCGGGGUGAGACGUUGCUCAGGAGUGCCAGGACACGGGGCCUGGCACUGGCGGUGUCUGGGCUGGAGGCUGGAGUGCUCUACAGGGUGAAGACCGGCUACCAGGGGUGCGGGGCAGACAUCUCCACCACACUGACCGUCAAGACCGAAGCCCGGGUAUUUGAAGUCAGAAUAAAGAUCAUAAACCGGAACUUGACGGAGCAGUUACGUGACCUCAGCAGCGUGGAGUACCAGGACUUUUCUAGACAACUGCUUCACGAGGUUGAGAGCUCCUUUCCGCCGGUGGUGUCUGACUUGUACCGAAGUGGGAAACUGAGGAUGCAGAUCGUGGCUCUCCAGGCGGGAAGCGUGGCCGUGAGGCUCAGGCUCACCGUGCAGGACCCCAAGAUUCCUGUGGGUGUCUCCGCGCUGGCCCCCAUGCUCCAGCCCCUGCUGGCAAGCACGGUGUUCCAGAUUGACCAGCAGGGGACACUCGUGCAAGACUGGGACGAGUGCUUGGACAGUGCGGAGCACGACUGCGCGCCGGCUGCCCAGUGCGUCAAUCUGGAGGGCUCAUACACCUGCCAGUGCCGCACAGCCAGGGACGCCAUGCCCUCCCGUGCGGGCCGGGUCUGUGAGGGUGACCUGGUGAGCCCCACGGGCGGUGGGCUGUCUGCAGCAGCAGGGGUCACGGUCCCAACUCUUGGCACAGGAACAACAGCCGUCGGCUUAGAGAACUUCACCUUGUCACCCAGCCCUGGGCACCUUCGGGGCACCCCAGCAGCAGGCCAGGCCUGGACCCCAGGGCCCCCACCCAGGAGAGGGGGCAGCAGUGUGGUUGGGUAUGACAGGAAUAACACAGGAAAAGGUGUGGAGCAGGAGGCGCCCAGCACUGCCCCAGGUUUGGGGAUGGACCAGGGGAGCCAGGCAAACUCUAGUCAGGGGAGCACCAGCCAGGGGAGCACCAGCCAAGGGAGCACCAGCCAGGCAAGUCCUAGCCAGGCAAACCCUAGCCAGGGGAGCCCCAGCCAGGCAAACCCCAGCCAGGGGAGCACCAGCCAGGGGAGCCCCAGCCAGGCCAACCUCAGCCAGGUGAGCCACAGCCAGGGGAGCUCCAGCCAGGGGAGCCCCAGCCAGGCAAGUCCCAGCCAGGCAAGUCCCAGCCAGGGGAGCACCAGCCAGGGGAGCCCCGGCCACAGGAACACUGUCGGGGUGAUGGGCACCACCUCCUCCCUCAAGGCUCCGGGGUCAACCCACAGCUUCCCUCCUGGGGCCACAGAUGGCCCACUGGCCCUCCCUGAACAGUUACUGGGAAACUCCACCAUGGAGCCAUCCUGGCCUUCCCCUACCAAGGGCCCCAGUGGCCAUGUCAUGUGGCAUGCCACCCGUCCCACCUGGGAAACACUUCUGAAUCCCAUGUGGCUGCAAAAUGAGGACAGUGGACCCUCCAGCUCUGCAGACCUGCCAUCGACCCCCACCCUUACACCUCUGAAGAGCCCUGCCUGUGUUCCCGUCUCCAUUGGGAGGAUCGUGGUCUCCAAUGUGACCAGCACAGGUCUCCACCUGGCAUGGGAGGCGGGUCUUGCUCUGGGCUCUGCCUUCCAGCUCACUCUGACUUCUGCGUGGAGCCCCACUGUGGUCCUAGAGACCUGGAACACGAGUGUGACCCUGUCGGGGCUGGAGCCUGGGGUCUUGCACCUGGUAGAGAUCGUGGCCAAAGCAUGCGGGAAAGAAGGAGCCAGAGCUCGUCUGAAAGUGAGGACAGUGGCCCGGAAGCUCACUGGAAAGGUCAGAAUCGCAAAUGUCGAGUACUCAGAAUCAUUUGGUAAUGCAAGCAGCCAGGAGUAUCGACAUUUCCUAGAACUGUUCUUCGGGACGGUGUGGGGCUCCCUGCCAGCUGCCCUGCGUCAGCACGUGGACGCCGGCGGGGUCAGGAUGGAAGUCACUGGAGUCACCAACGGCAGCGUCGUGGUGGAAUUUCACUUGCUGAUCAUCGCAGACCUGGAUGUCCUGGAGGUGUCUUCUGCAUUCCUCACCGCCUUCCAGACCGCGCCUCUGCUGGAGGUGAUCAGAGGAGACACCUUCAUACAGGAUUACGAUGAGUGUGAAAGGGAGGAGGAUGACUGUUUGCCGGGGACCGCCUGCCGAAACACCCUCGGGUCUUUCACGUGUAGCUGUGAGGGGGGAGCCCCCGACUUCUCUGUACAAUAUCCUGAGAGACCCUGUGAAGGUGACUCAGCUGGCAACGAGAGCGCCACCAGCCCGGAGAGGCCCCUCACCACAGCAGGGUCCCAGGCUGCCUUUGUGCAAGGCACCAGCCCCACGCCCCAGGGCCUGCCCCCACGGCUGAACCUGACCGGAGCAGUCAGGGUGCUCUGUGAGAUUGAAAAGGUGGUUGUCGCCAUCCAGAAGCGCUUCCUGCAGCAGGAAUCUAUCCCUGAGUCCUCGCUGUACCUGAGCCACCCCUCCUGCAACGUGAGCCACAGCAAUGGGACACACGUGCUCCUGGAGGCCGGCUGGAGCGACUGUGGGACCGUCAUGCAGAGCAACAUGACGAGCACGGUGGUGAGGACCACGCUGAGGAACGACUUGCCCCCAGAGGGCAUCAUCCACUACCUGAAGAUCCUGAGCCCCAUCUACUGCGCCUUCCAGAACGACCUGCUGAUAUCCUCCGGCUUCACCCCAGAGUGGGGGGUUUACACCGUCGUCGAAGACCUCCAUGGUGCUGGGCAUUUUGUUACCGAAAUGCAGUUGUUUGUUGGAGACUCUCCCAUACCUCAGAAUUAUAGUGUGUCUGCCAGCGAUGACGUCAAGAUCGAAGUGGGGCUCUACAGGCAGAAAAGCAACCUCAAGGUGGUCCUGAUGGAGUGCUGGGCAACCCCGUCCAGCAACGCCCGGGACCCGGUCACCUUCAGCUUCAUUAGCAACAGCUGCCCCGUGCCCAACACAUACACGCACGUGAUUGAGAACGGCAACUCCAGCAGAGCCCAGUUCAAGCUGAGGAUCUUCUCCUUCAUCCACAACUCCGUCGUCUACCUGCACUGCAGACUCCGCAUCUGCAUGGACUCCCCUGGGGCCACGUGCAAAAUCAAUUGCAAUAACUUUCGGUUGCUGAAAAAUAGUGAAACCCCUGCCACACACCAGAUGUCCUGGGGACCCCUCAUUCGGUCUGAAGGUGAGCCUCCACGUGCAGAAGCAGGCCUGGGCGCUGGCUAUGUGGUCCUCACCGUGGGGGCCAUCUUUGUGCUGGUGGUGGGAGCAGCCACCUUUCUGAUCGUGCGCUAUCAGAGAACAAAUGGGAGAUACAACUUUAAAAUCCAGUCCGACAACUUCAGCUACCAGGUGUUCUACGAAUAGGAGGUGCAGGCUGGCAGGAAGGCUGACCCGGGUGACCUCUUCGUCCAGCAGGUCGCCGUGAGUCAACCUGCCUCCAGGACCUUGGCGCUUCCCCGGCGGGCUCCCCCGGGAUCCCCGGUGUCUCCCUACACCUCCAUCCAUCCCUCGGUUCUUAACUCUUCAAGCCUUAAUGGGGGGCUGCUCUGAUGGGUGUGCACUGCCAGCACCUGAGUGAGCCCAGAGAAGAUGGCAGCAGCCACUGUCUUCCCCCAAGAGGCAGGCUGUCCUGUGGGUCCCAGAGGAGCCACACCUCGCAGGCAGGUGAAGGGGCUAUGAGAGAUGGGGGCAGUGCUGGGGGUGCCCGGGCUCUACCACCACCCACACGGCCCCCACAGCCCAGACCUCCCAGACCUGUGACCCUCCACAGCAGACCACGGAACCCUCCUCCUGGGCUUGCUCUCCCGUGACAUCCAUCGCUCUUUGGCAAAUACAGAAUAUUCCACAUUCUCAGAGAGACCUGGCAGUGCUCUUAAUGCUGUUUUAAAAAUAGGCCAGUCUUAGAAAUAUACUGCUGGUGUUAUUUUUGGUGGAUGUUUAUGCUCAUCAACUUUUCUCCUGUGUACUAAGGUAUUGCUUUUAUUUACACAACAGCAACUCAAAAGGCACUCCAUUAAUAUGACAAUCUCUUUAGUAGUAGAAAUAACAUGUACACAUGACUCUACAUUUUUCUAAGCAUUUUCACAGCCAUUUUUUUUUCACAUAAACUGACCACAGGAGGAAGUGUGAUUUACUCACUACACAAUGAGAAACCAGAGGAGACAAUGAGUUACUUAAUUGAGGACACAGAAUGAAUUAGCAAGAAAAUGGUUCUAAAAUAUAAGCAUUUUAGUCUAGCAUUUUCUCCAUUAUACCAUCCUGAGUGAUAAUGCUUUGUACUUUAUUUGAAAUAAACUGGAAUUGUAUUAGAUA